AAAGCCUACUGCAUCAGCAGCAGAAAUUAGCCGAUUAAAAUUUCGAUAAUAUUUCUAGAAUACCUCCGCUGAUCACUAAUAUUAGAUUUUAUUUUUAGUUUUAACACGUACUUAUAAAUAUCUAGUUUGUCUGUAAGUGUAACCCGUCGUAAAGAUGGAUAAUGACAUAUUGGACUCUCUCAACGAUUUAGGAUACACCGGACCCCUCACCGAUGAAGCCGCCUUCGCUAAAGCGCUCGAUGGUGGCCCAAAGUCCCUGGAAUACACGAAGCUCAUCCACAUCCUCGCCGAGGAGCUGAAGAAGCUAUGUAAUCUGGAAGAAACGGUGAACAUGAUGAAUGAUCCCGACGAAUCUAGCUCGUUCCUGUUGGAGCUUAGCUCGUUCUUGAAGGAGCUGGGGUGUCCUUAUAAGAAACUAGUUACAGGUCACAUGUCCUCUCGACUGGAGACUAAAGAAGAUAAGAUUCUACUCCUAGACUACUUGAUCUCAGAGCUGAUGGCAGCCAGAAUAGUUGGUGUUGACCGACCUAAAGAGAAACCCGGGAUGGAAAUAGUCAUGCAAGAAUCUCCCACGGCUAAAGACCUGAAGGAGAUCCUCAUAGCACUAAAGUUCAACAAACCACCGCCAAACAUUACUGCUGAGAUGCUCUUCUCAAAGUUGGAGUCUAAACUCAAGGACACCAUACAGAAAGAAGGUCAACAGCUAGUCGGCAAGCCAUUAUAUAAUAAGGCCAUGACAGAGAAAGACUGGAAGGCUCUUGAGACGGCUUUCUCAGAGAUGUAUGACGAAUACAGACUGAGACGAGAAACUCUAAUCACUAGGUUAGAGUGUACGGUGCAGAGUUUUGAGUGGUCAGAACGCCUCAAGAACAAGAAGGACGUAAUACAAUCAGCCUACCGGCCGAAACGCGAGCAACUGAGAAUCAAACCCGACGUCAAACUGUCAGACUUCUUAGCCGCCAGGACUUCGUUGCUGCAGGUUGAGAAAACGUCAAGCGCGAGCGUCAGGAAAAACACGCAGAGCGAUGUUAACAAAGUUAUUAUUGGGCAGGUACCGGACCGCGGCGGGCGGCCUAACGAGGCGCAGCCCCCGCCGCCAGAGAUGCCUUCCUGGCAACAGCGGACUCCGGGGCCACAGGGAGGCGGUCGUGGCGGCGGCAUGAGCGGCAGCGGGGGCGGGCGCGGCGGCGCGGGCGGGCGCGGGGGCGGCGGCGGGCGCGGGGGCGGGGGGCGCGUGCAGGGCGGGUACAACCAGGGCCAGGGCGACCAGCGCCCCCAAACCAGUCCAGCGGCGUUCAACCAGAACCAAAACCGCAACUACCAAACCUACGAGGUCCCUCCCGGCGGUUACAACAACAACCAAAACUACCAGGGCAACCAAUACCAGGGUAACCAAGGAGGGUAUCAAGGCAACCAAAGUGGUUACGAUAACCAAAGCAGAGGUUACGACAAUCGAGGCGGUGGCGGUGGUUAUCAGAAUCAGGGCGGAUAUCAAAACCAAGGUGGCGGCGGCUACAAGACAUACCAAACCCAGUCGUACCAGAACCAGGGGUACCAGCAGCAAGGGUACCAAGGCCGGGGGUACCAGAACGAGCACGACGACCGCACCGACCGCAGGGGGGGCCGCGGGGGCUACGGCGGGAGGGGGAGGCGCUAGUUACCGAGUCCAUUCACAAAACCUGCGGCGAAUGGGAUGAACGAAACUUUGUGUGGUAAAUCUGUCACACACGUAGUUAUUUAAUUUCCUUUCACUCAUUCAUUCCAUUCGUGCCAAUUCUUGUGAACUGACCCGUAGCUAAGAGGUGUUUGAUAGUGAUAGUAUGAUGUUUGGCCCCUUUUUAAUCAAAAUUGUACUUUUUGGCGGUUCUCAAUACGACGCUAUUUCCACACACACCACAUUUAGUUAUUUUGUUCUGAGAAAUAUAGGUUUCAGUUUACUUAGAAAUUGUGGGGCCGAGAAAAAAGAACCCUGUGCGUUUUCACAUUAUCCGAUCCGAUAUCAGAUGUCGGCCCAAUAUCCCAUACAUUACAGGCGCCAUCUUGGAUUUAUUCUAUUGAAAUUCUUCCGACAUCCGAUAAAACUGACUUAAAAUAGUAGGAUUCAUUUGUGGCGUUUUCAAGUAAUACCACAUUGUCGCUUAACAUAAGGACGAGCUUUGCCUAUGCGUAAGUGACAAUGUGGUACCUUUUUCUUGAGAACGUCACAUAUUUAAAUUGUACGAUAAUAUUUUUCAAGCAGAAAUUAUGUGUAAUAAAAUAAAUGCGUGAAUACAGAGGACGCGUGGUUGAUUUCACCUCUAGACACCGCAUGUAUAUGAUAUUUUAUUUCUUAUAUUAAAGUAUUACAAAUAAUCAUUUUAGUAGCUCAUUAAUUGCUAUCAAACACCUUUAUUAUUAAUUAUACUUAUUUAAAACAUCAUCACUAUUAAAUUAAAUCUCAAAACGUUUAGUCAUUAUUAAGCUAGAAUGUACUGAAAGCGAAAAUUAGAAUUUUUUAGACAAAUAUGAUAAUACAAAAAAUGUAUGAAGUUUAUAAGAAACUAACCAUUGUAUGAGUUCACAGUUUGCCUGAAACGCAAUAAAGCCAAUACCAAUAUAAUUAUAUACACAAGUUAUAUGUAUAAUUAUGUAUACCUCAAUAGAACAUACAUUGUAUGUAUUGAUUUUUUAUUUGUGAAAUAAAAAAACUGCAGACUG
This is a messenger RNA of Leguminivora glycinivorella, 2697 nucleotides long. Its product is annotated as protein FAM98A. The transcript is spliced from 11 exons. The record is from RefSeq and is a predicted model, not a curated record. Lineage: Eukaryota; Metazoa; Arthropoda; Insecta; Lepidoptera; Tortricidae. Gene Ontology annotation, cellular component: tRNA-splicing ligase complex. The coding region runs from base 155 to 1657 and encodes 500 amino acids.